Thlaspi arvense is the source of this 5427-nucleotide messenger RNA. The record is from the annotation of a GenBank genome assembly. NCBI's taxonomy places the organism in Eukaryota, Viridiplantae, Streptophyta, Magnoliopsida, Brassicales, Brassicaceae.
GUGUAGAGUACAAUCGCUAUGUAAAUUUCUCCUCCGGCUUCGCACUGCACACAGAGACCACAACGACACUUCUUCUACUCUCUAUCUCUUUCCCCCUCACCAACUCUCCCCGUCUAUCAUCCGCCGUAAUACGGUGCCGGAAUCGCGGAUGUUGACUGUAAUAUAGUUUCUGAUUUGACCAUCUUUUAAGCAUUUUGGUGGGGCGUAUAUACACACGCGUAUACAUACAGUAUCUCUGUGUAUCCUUCAUGCCGAUUAAAUUAGUUUUGAGCUGAAUCGUGGAUGGGUCAGAAGAAGAAAACCCCCGCGCCUCCUGGCUCCAAACACUCGCCGCCUUCUGCUGCUGCUGCGGCGGCGGCAGAGGUUGAGCCGUCGUCUGAGAUUUCCGCUUGUAGCUUCUAUGACGGCGGAAUUUCUGGACAGGCCGCUAAUGCCGAGCCGUUCGAUUCGGCUGUGGUCAAACAGGAGUGCGAGAAGGCACUUAUGUCAUUUCAGCGGGGGAGCUACAACAAAGCGAUUCGGCUCAUGAAGGACUCAUGCUCUCGCCACCAAGGCUCUGCCCUAAUCCACCGUGUUCAGGGAACUCUGUUCGUGAAGGUCGCUUCUGUCUUCGAAGAUCUAGCUACGAAACAGAGGUAUCUCCGUAGCGCAACUGAAUCCGCUAGAAAAGCUGUGGAGCUAUCACCCAACUCUAUUGAGUUUGGGCAUUUCUAUGCCAACUUGCUUUUCGAAGCAGCCAACGAUGGGAGAGACUCGGUAGAGUUUGAUGAGGUUCUGCAAGAGUGCCACCGAGCUCUCUCGAUUGAAAACCCCAUCGAUCCUGCUAAAGACAGUCUUCAGGACGAGAAUCAGCAGAAGAUAUUGACACCAGAGGCUCGUAUUGCAAAUGUGCAGGAUGAGCUCAGGUCACUGAUACAGAAAUCUAAUCUCGGCUCAUUGUCCACUUGGGUGAAGAGCUUGGGAAAUGGUGAAGAGAAAAUUCGAUUUAUCCCCAUCAGGAGGAUCGUCGAGGAUCCUAUUGAGAGUAACUUGAUUCAGACCAGGAGGCCGAAUGAGAUUAAGAAAGCUACCAAGACUCUUGAAGAGAGGAGGAAAGAGAUUGAAGUGAGGGUAGCUGCAGCUAGGUUGUUGCAGCAGAAGUCAGAGUCUUCCCCGUCUGAUAACGUAGGAACUGUAAACAACAAUGGAUCAGGGCAGAGAAGCGGAGAGAGAAGAAAGCAUGGAAACGCAAGGAGAAACGGCUCCACAGCUGAGAGAAAGGAUCGGGUUAGGUCUUACUGGGAUUGUAUGAGCAGAGAGAUGAAGAAAGAGUUGCUUAGAGUUAAGGUUAGUGAUCUUGAGAGUCACUUUAGUGCAUCAAAGGAUGCCAAUGCAGAUGAGAUUAUAAGUGAAGCUCUGUCCUUUUUUGAGGCUAAUAAGACUUGGAGAUUCUGGGUUUGUUGCCGGUGUAGUGAAAGGUUCAUGGAUUCUGAGGCUCAUAUGCAGCAUAUUGUGCAGGAGCACAUGGGUAACGUGUUACCUAAGAUGCAAAUGGUUCUUCCUCAAAGUCUCAGUAGUGAGAAGAUUGAGAUGCUUCUUAGUUCCCCAUGGAAGCCAUUGGAUCUCUCUGCUGCUGUGAAGUUGCUUUGCAGUCAGCAGAAAAUCCAAAAUUCUGAGUUUAAUGAGUUUCACUCUGGAGAUAAUAUGGAAGAUGGUGACGACUUCUUCAAGGAUGCAUGGAGUGAUACUUCACCUGAGAAAGAAAACCUUGGAGAUACUUGCAAUGGUUGUGAUGAGAAUGAGACUGAAGAGGGUAAGCUGUCGGUUCCAUUUCAUCUUCCUGAUGGAUGGCCUUUAUCCGAUGAUCCUGAACGUGCAAAACUCCUUGAAAAAAUUCGUGCAGCCUUUGAGCUACUUAUCAGACACAAAUAUUUAGCUGUCAGCCAUCAUGAUAAGGUGAUGCAAUUUACGCUAGAUGAACUUCGGACUCUACCCUCGGUUUCGCAAUUCGUAAAUCGUGGUUUGUGUGAGUCACCCAUUUGCAUUUGCUUUUUGGGAGCUACGCAGCUCAGCAAAAUUCUCAAAUUCAUGCAAGACUUGUCACAGGCCUAUGGAUUGAGUCUACAUUCUGAACAAAGUAACCCCAGCGGUGAAGUUAAUAAUUUUGGCGACAUAGGUCUUGAAGUUGCAGAGGAGGUUCUGCUUGUUGUUGAAGAUUCAUGUCUUCUUCUGGAUGAAAAGUUGCUUGGCACUGAAUGCAUCAAAGAGAAGUAUUUGGGUUUAGCAUUGAGUAAUGGAGAUAUAGCAAGUUCCGGAGUUAUUGCUAAUGGCAAUAUUGUGUCUUCUGGUGCGAAUGGAUUUCUUUCAUGGAUCUUCACAGGACCCUCCAGCGGUGAACAAGUUGUGUCAUGGAUGCGCACAAGGGAAGAGAAAACAAAUCAAGGACUGGAGAUGAUGCAGAUUCUUGAAAAGGAGUUCUGUCACUUGCAGAACCUCUGCGAGAGAAAAUGCGAUCACUUAAGCUACGAGGGAGCACUGCAGAUUGUUGAGGACCUUUGUCUUGAUGAAGGUCGAAGGAGGGAGACUGCAGCAGAGUUUACCCAUGAAAGCUAUGAAUCUGUGCUGAGAAAACGAAGAGUAGAGCUAACUGAGAGUGACCAUGAAUUGGUGUUUAUCAGUAGUAGAUUUGAGGUAGAUGCUAUAACAAAUGUUUUGAAAGAUGCAGAAUCUCUUAACCACAACCAAUUUGGAUAUGAAGACUCAUAUGCCGGCACAGGUUCUCGUUUACUUGAUCUGGAAUCUGGGGAAUUUGAUGAAUGGGGGAUGAAGGAUUCCUUUAAUGAGGCUGACAGUUUCAUAGAGAUUGCAAUCCAGAAACAAAAGGAACUGUUGUCUGCAGAGCUUAGCAGAAUCGACGCCCAAAUGAUGCGAAGUGUUACUGGGAUGCAGCAAUUAGAGCUAAAGCUUGGACUUGUUUCCUUCAAUGAUUAUCAGAUAGUACUGUUACCGUUGGUGAAGUCUUACAUUCGGGCACAUUUGGAGGCAUUGGCUGAGAAAGAUGCUACUGAGAAGUCUGAUGCUGCAAGCGAAGCAUUACUUGUUGAGCUUGCUCUUGAUUCUAAGAAGGAGGCUCGAGGAAGAAACGAUAAUGCAAAACACACAAAGGAAAAAUCCAAAGAUAAGAAAAAGAUUAAAGACACCAAGAAACUGAAGGAUUUAAAGGCUUCUAUCGGAAAGGUUUUGCCUCCAGUUUCAUCUUUUGGUGAUCAUUCAGACGCUGUUGAAGCCUUGAAAGAACAGGAAGAGGAAUAUAGACUCCAAACAGAGCUAGAGGAAGAGGAGUUAAAACUUGAAAAUACUCUGGAGUAUCAAAGAAGAAUUGAGAACGAAGCUAAGGAGAAGCACAUUGCAGAACAACAAAAGAAAUACAGCUCUUUCGGUCCAAUGCAUGCUGCAGAGGCAGUGUAUGAUGUUUGCAGAGAUAAUGUCGUUGAUGAUUUAGAUUUACAAGAACAAGAAAAAACCGUAAGUCAGGAGGACCGGGUUCAAAGGAACGGACUACCUGAUAACUUGGAAGGAACCAAAGUGAAUACAAAUGGCGUUUUACCGUCAACAAAUCAUUGUGCCAUAACUGAUACUGCAAAGGUGUCACAUGUUAAAUCCCCAAAAGUAGUGCCUAACGGGAUAGAUACUCAAGCUGGCGGUUUCCAAUCUGAUCAGCGCACCGGGAGAAGGGGUAGACGCCAAAAAGCUUCUAACAAGUUAAUUGAUGGAAAAUAUCAGGUCACACCUUCUGAUAGCGAGAACAGUGAAUCUCAGAGGUCAAUCUCUGAGAGCACCAACGAUGCGGGAACAAAGACAUUGAGACAGUUACAUGCUGAAGAGGAUGAAGAAGAAAGGUUUCAAGCUGACCUUAGAAAGGCCGUGCGUCAAAGCCUUGAUGUGUACCAAGGAGGUAGAAGUAUGACUGGAGGUUUGAGGACACCUUUGGAAGUAAAGAAUGAUGAGCUUCUAUCCGAUGUCACAAAGGAGUCUCAGAGCUCGACCGGAGUUGCCAUAUUUGGCGCAGGUCUUCAGAACGAAGUUGGUGAAUAUAACUGCUUUCUAAAUGUUAUCAUACAGUCUCUAUGGAAUCUGGGGAUGUUUCGGGCUGAGUUCUUGCAGAGUUCAACACUAGAGCACCAUCACGUUGGAGAUCCUUGUGUUGUCUGCUCACUGUAUGAAAUUUUUACUGCUUUAAGCGUUGCUUCGAGUGAAACAAGAAAAGAACCUGUGGCUCCUUCAUCUCUCAGGAUUGCUUUGAGUAAAUUGUAUCCAGAUAGCAGUUUCUUCCAAGAGGCUCAGAUGAACGAUGCUUCAGAAGUAUUGGCUGUGAUUUUCGACUGCCUUCAUCGCUCAUUUGCUCAAAGCUCAAGCGUGUCUGACACAGAAUCUUCUGUAAGCAACUGCACUGGUUCGUGGGACUGUGCCAGCCUCACAUGUAUCGCCCAUUCUCUGUUUGGAAUGGAUAUUGUUGAGCAACUAAAUUGCUACAGCUGUGGGCUAGAGUCCAGGCAUAUGAAAUACACUUCCUUUUUCCAUAACAUCAACGCUAGUGCCCUACGGACCAUGAAGGUUACAUGCGCCGAGAAUCCAUUUGACGAACUUCUAAAUCUUGUCGAGAUGAACCAUCAACUAGCCUGUGAUCCUGAAGCUGGUGGGUGUGGGAAACCCAACCAUAUCCACCAUAUACUCACCACUCCACCACAUGUUUUUACUACAGUUUUAGGGUGGCAAAACACAUGCGAAACAGUAGAAGACAUAGCAGCUACUCUUGCAGCCUUGAAUACCGAAAUAGACAUAAGCAUCAUGUACCGUGGUGUGGACCCUAAGUGCAUAUAUAGAUUAGUGUCCGUGGUUUGCUAUUAUGGACAGCAUUAUCAUUGCUUUGCAUAUAGUCAUGAACACGAUCGGUGGAUCAUGUACGAUGACAAAACCGUGAAGGUGAUCGGUAGCUGGAGUGAUGUACUCUCGAUGUGUGAGAGGGGACAUUUGCAACCACAGGUUCUUCUCUACGAGAAGUGUUGAAAUCGAAAAGAAAAAGAAAAAAAAAAGAACAGAGCAAGUACAGUUUAGGAGAUCUCCCAAGUACAAACUGCAAAGAAAGUAAGUACUUUUUUGGUUUCGCAAUAGAAAACUAGAGCGGAAGGAAUGAGGUUUAGUAAUCAAGAUUACUUUUUUUUUUUUGGUUUGGGAAAAUAUUAGUGGUUCUAAGAGGUUGGGAAAGAAUAUUGUCUUGAGAUUAGGCAGUGUUUUAAAUGGUAAAGAGGUCUUAGAAGGUGUCAUGUGGUUAUUUCGUGACUAUAUAUAUCAUUGUCACAUUAAGCAUUUAUUUAUAUGUUCAUAUAAAUCAGUGCAACUUUCAGAAAAAUAAAAAUACAAUCUACUCUGCCUUUUUUUGGUCGGUCA